UUCCUCGAUAGCCGGAAAACUGCCCAUUCGUCCAUCCUUGAAGUCAGCGACUCAAACUCUCUAUGGAAACGGCUGCACAGAACAAUGGGUCACUCGUCAUACUCCACAAUGCAGUGAUCGUUACUAUGGACGCUCAAAGCCGCGUCUUUCUGAAAGGCGCGGUUGCUAUUCGAAGCGAUACAAUCAUCGCCAUCGGUCAAUCCGCUGACAUUCUUCUAAAAUUCUCGUCGUUUUCAGCUCAAGUCAUCGAUCUCCAUGGCCAAUUUCUCCUCCCAGGGUUCAUAAACACGCACGUCCACACGUCUCAGCAGCUCGGAAGAGGAAUUGCCGAUGACGUCGAUUUGCUGACUUGGUUACACCAUCGCGUUUGGCCGUACGAGUCGAACAUGAGCGAGGAAGACUCUUACAUUUCCGCUUUGCUCUGCGGAAUUGAACUCAUACACUCCGGUGUUACAUGCUUUGCGGAAGCAGGAGGGCAGCAUGUAUCAGGAAUGGCGAGGGCAGUGGAAUUACUCGGCAUACGAGCAUGUUUAACAGAGUCCAUAAUGGAUUCAGGUGAGGGAUUACCUGAAUCCUGGGCUACUAGGACUACAGAAGAGUGUAUUCAGUCACAAAAGGACCUUUACAAGAAGCACCACAAUACAGCAGAUGGGCGGAUUAAAGUAUGGUUUGGAAUACGGCAAAUUAUGAAUGCAACUGAUAAUUUAUUAAUGAAAACAAGAGACAUGGCAAAAGAACUAGAAACUGGAAUACAUAUGCAUGUUGCAGAGAUACCCUAUGAAAACCAGCAUGUUGUUGCCACAAGAGAAGUUGAUCAUGGAACUGUUGCAUACCUUAACAGUAUCAACUUUCUAGAGAAAAAUCUGCUGGCAGCGCAUACUGUAUGGGUCAAUAAGGAUGAGGUUGAUAUUCUUUCAAAUGCCGGGGUUAAAGUUUCACAUUGUCCAGCUGCUGCAAUGCGAAUGCUUGGAUUUGCACCCAUAAGAGAAAUGCUCAGUGCAGGGAUUUGUGUAUCCUUGGGAACUGAUGGUGCACCAUCAAAUAAUAGAAUGAGCAUUGUUGAUGAGAUGUACCUAGCUUCUUUAAUCAACAAAGGUCGGGAAGUUUUUGCCAAGGGAACCACUGAUCCAACAAUAUUUCCCGCUGAAACAAUUCUGAAGAUGGUAACAAUUAAUGGUGCCAAAUCAGUACUUUGGGACAAGGAAAUAGGAUCACUUGAGGUGGGGAAAAAGGCUGAUAUGAUUGUCGUCAAUCCUUCUUCAUGGUCCAUGAUGCCUAUUCAUGACUGCAUUUCAAGCUUGGUAUAUAGCAUGAGAACUGAGAAUAUGGUAUCUGUCAUAUGUAAUGGGCGUUGGAUUAUGAAGGAUAAGAAGAUCCUGACGGUGGAUGAAGCAGAAGUCUUAGACGCAGCUAAGCAUGCCUCCAUUGAACUUCUGAGGAGGGCUGGUAUCCAGAUUCCUAGCAGAAUGAACGUGAUGUAAAGUGUGAAACCCUUCUACUAUCUGUGUUCAUCCCUUUUAUUUCUACAACAACAAUAAUAGUUGUACCAAAACUUGAACUAUAUGUACUUAUGUAGUGUGCGAUUAAUAUUGGGAACAGAUACUACAUUGUAACCGAGUCAGUAGUACUAAAAAAAAAUAUUAUUUUUUCACCUUUCAA
Messenger RNA from Ipomoea triloba (trilobed morning glory), 1659 nucleotides. RefSeq names its product 5-methylthioadenosine/S-adenosylhomocysteine deaminase-like. Gene Ontology annotation, molecular function: hydrolase activity, acting on carbon-nitrogen (but not peptide) bonds. The transcript is spliced from 10 exons. The coding region runs from base 63 to 1481 and encodes 472 amino acids. NCBI's taxonomy places the organism in Eukaryota, Viridiplantae, Streptophyta, Magnoliopsida, Solanales, Convolvulaceae. The record is from RefSeq and is a predicted model, not a curated record.